Fimicolochytrium jonesii is the source of this 1680-nucleotide messenger RNA. RefSeq names its product armadillo-type protein. Gene Ontology annotation, biological process: endonucleolytic cleavage in ITS1 to separate SSU-rRNA from 5.8S rRNA and LSU-rRNA from tricistronic rRNA transcript (SSU-rRNA, 5.8S rRNA, LSU-rRNA); ribosomal small subunit export from nucleus; endonucleolytic cleavage to generate mature 5'-end of SSU-rRNA from (SSU-rRNA, 5.8S rRNA, LSU-rRNA). The transcript is spliced from 2 exons. Gene Ontology annotation, molecular function: RNA binding. The annotation marks the transcript as partial. Lineage: Eukaryota; Fungi; Chytridiomycota; Chytridiomycetes; Spizellomycetales; Powellomycetaceae. Gene Ontology annotation, cellular component: nucleolus; preribosome, small subunit precursor; 90S preribosome. The record is from RefSeq and is a predicted model, not a curated record.
AUGGAAAAGGAGCUUGACACCAAAGAGUUCGAGUCGGAGGAGGAGAAAGCUCUGUUUAUCGGCGCCAUGUUCAGGGCCAUGGACGGAAAAGAGUGUAUUGUCGCAGCCGAUCCCGAUUGCUCGAGGGUCGUGGAGAAGAUGUUGCGGUCGGCGGACGAUUUCCGAGUACGGGUGUUCACGGACCGUUUGAAUGGACAGUUCAUCGAGCUGUUCAAGCACCAGUUCGCAUCGCAUGUAUGUCAAACACUCAUAUACGCAGCUGCUGAUGUUGUGGACCGCGAGAUCAAGGGAACAUUCGUCGUCGAGGCGCCUGAAGGCGACGAAGCUGCAUUGGAAACUCUACCGACGAUGACCACGCUCGUCGAACAGCUCUGCGAGCAAAUGAAAGGAGAAUGGAAGGACCUCAUGAUGGACGCGUACGCCUCCCACUUGGUCCGGGCCGUACUCUGCCUGUUGUCCGGCGAUCCGCUAGCACAAGGCGAAGCCGAACGCAGAAGUAAGAAAUCGAAAAAAUACAACUCCGAGCACAACAAUACUUGGAAACCCAAUCCCGCCAACGCGCCGAAAACGGGUCGCGCCGGCGUGUCCGUCAAACGCACAGUGCCUCCGCAAUUCAAAGAGGCCUUGAAGGAGAUCACGCGUGAGGUCGCCGAACAGAUGGAGAUCAUGGGCCUGCGGACCUACGCCACACAUAUUGUAGCCAACCCCGUGCUCCAGCUCCUCAUCUCCCUCUCCGACACAUCCGAAUCCCUUAUCAGCACCCUCCUCGCGGUCGAGGAUUCUGCAACCUGCCAACUGAGCACGCAGACAGACGAGGAGCGGCAAUUCAUGGUUGAUCUUAUCCGUCACCCGGUCGGGUCUCACCUCGUAGAGAAGCUCCUCGCCGCCGCGAGCGCACACCUGUUCCACCAGCUUUACGUCACCUACUUCCGCGGACAGCUUGAAGAACUCUGCUUGCACCCCGUCGCCAACUUUGUCGUGCAACAGCUGAUCUGCCAUACGCGCAACGGCACCCAAUUGGAGGUCUUGCUCGACGAGCUCAUCCCGUUCUUCCCAACGCUGUUCACACAUAGGCGACCUGGUGUCGUCGUCAAGGUGGCAGAAGCGUGCGUCAAGCACCAGACUGGGAAAUGUCAGAAAGAAGUCGUGAAGGCUGUCGCUAACGCUUUGAAGGCUACUGCUCCGGAACAGAGGAAGCAGUUGGUGAACUUGAUUCUGUGCUUGAAGCCGUAUGGCGCGUUGGGUGAAGCUGCGAAAGCGGAUACGAACGGAUCGUUGAUUCUGCAGAAUCUUCUCCUGUUUGACGAGGAUGCGAACAAGAUGGUUAUUGACAGCUUUAUGUCCCUCACACCCGAAGAAAGCCGCAACUGGGCUUUCUCCCCGACCUCAUCCCGGGUCCUCGAACAAUUCCUCCUCUCCUCCACCAUCAACCUUAAAGCCAAACGCAAACUCAUUCGCUCCUGGCUCGGCAAAUUCGCCACCCUCGCCGCCGACAAAUUUGGCUCGCACACCGUCGACAAGGCCUGGGCAGUUGCGGAUAUCGGUCUGAAGGAGAAGAUUGCCGAGGAUCUGUAUAACCAUACCAAGACUUUGCAGAACAGCCAUUUUGGGAAGUUUGUCCUGAGGAAUUGUAAGAUUGAGACGUAUGGGAAGCGGAGGGAGGAAUGGGUGGAGAGGCAG